UACUCCCUAUUUUCUAAAUUUUUUUAGUAUGUUUUAGAUAAAGCCGUUUCUCUGGUCUGGCUUCUCCCUCUCACCCAGGAGUCCUCUUCACUCCUUCAAAUUCAAUCGACAAUCUCCAUCUUCUCGGUCAUCUUCUCCGUCCGCCCUGUUGAAUCGCACCUUCUUCAAUCUUCUCAAACUGUCACCAAUUUCCGCAGCUUUCAUCGUUUAGCCAGUCGCUACCAUACUCAGCUAUCACUGCCGAUUCCCACAAUCCAGCUCAGCAGGAUGCCUUCCUCUCGUGAUAGUGGAUUCACAGAUUAGGGCAAUAUGGUCACAAGAAACUAUUCACCACUGCCGCUAGUAAUUGUCUCACCAUAAUGAUGUCCUCAGUGCUGGUUCAUUGGGCAGAUUGGGGUCACGGUCCUUCUCUAGCAUCCCUAAAAAAGCACUCUCAGACAUAGAAAAUGGCAACAUUCCUCAUAGUGUUAAUAAGGAUGUGAAUAUUGAGAUUCAAAGUUUACCUGCUAGCAAUGAACAACCGUCCGUAACAAAAGGGAAAUUGAAGCAACGAUCUAGAAGUAAAAAGUGUGACAAUAAACCUACUGAUGCUAAGGAUGAUGUUCCUCAACAAAAGAAGAGACGUACUGCAAAAAAGAAGCAAGCGCCUGCCAUUUCCGAGAUUAGUUCAACUGUCAAUUCAGAAGUAUCUAUUGAUAAGGUAUUGGCAAAGCAGCAACCCACAUCUUCCAAGGAGAGAAACCGCAGAACGGGAAAGUCAAAUACAGGAGCCACUGGUAUUGUGAAAUCAGAGAACACACAUAAUUCUUCUUCAACAAGUAACUUGGAACAAUAUCAAAGUUUAAACAUCAACCUUAAAACUGAGCCUCAGCCUCAGGUUCAGAAAGUGUGGCCAAUGCUAUAUCCACCCAGCAGUAAGUCCGUAUUGGUGGUUGAGUCUGCCACAAAAGCAAAAAUUAUUCAGGGAUAUCUUGGGGACAUGUUUGAAGUUCUGCCUAGUUAUGGCCAUAUCAGGGACUUGGCUGCCAGGUCAGGAUCUGUGCGACCCGAUGAUGACUUCAGCAUGGUGUGGGAGGUUCCUCCAGCUGCAUGGACUCGCCUUCUUGCUAUCAAAGGUGCAUUAAGUGGAGCCAAGAAUAUUGUUCUUGCUUCUGAUCCUGAUCGUGAAGGACAAGCUAUUGCUUGGCACAUUAAAGAGAUGUUGCAGCAACAAGAUGCUUUACAUGAUGAUAUUACGGUGGCAAGGGUUGUUUUCAAUGAAAUAACUGAAUCAUCCAUAAAAAGUGCCCUCCAGUGUCCAAGAGAGAUUGAUGUGAAUUUAGUAAAUGCUUAUCUCGCACGGCGCGCUCUUGAUUACUUGAUAGGAUUCAACAUCUCUCCAUUGUUAUGGAGGAAACAUCCUGCAUGCCAAUCGGCUGGUCGGGUUCAGUCUGCUGCUCUUGCACUAAUAUGUGAUAGGGAAAUGGAAAUUGACAAAUUUAAGCCUCAGGAAUACUGGUCAGUUCAAGUUGCCUUUUGUAAAAAGGACAACCCAGGUUCGGCUAACAACUAUUUCUCAUCACACCUGACACAUUUCGACUCUCAAAAGCUAAAUCAGCAUUCCAUUCAUUCUCACUCAGAGGCAACAGAAAUACAACAGAAGAUCGCUUCAUCUGUAUUUGAAGUUCUUAGUUCUAAGAGAUCUAAAAAGCAGAGAAACCCGCCUCCUCCAUAUAUAACUUCUACACUCCAGCAAGAAGCCUGCUAACAGGUUGGGUUUCACAUCCACAUAUACGAUGAGGCUAGCACAAAAGCUCUAUGAGGGUUUCGAGCUGUCCGAUGNUAAUUUUGCAUCCACAAAUCCUCGUACAUAUUUUAGGAAGGUUAAAAAUGCUCAAGAGGCCCAUGAAGCCGUUAGACCCACCGAUAUUUGUAGGCUUCCUUCAAUGCUGUCCGGGGUAGUAGAUGAUGAUUCCUUGAAGUUAUACACACUUAUCUGGUCCCGCGCAUUGGCAUGCCAAAUGGAACCUGCUACCAUAGAUCAGAUAGUACUUGAUAUUGGGAAAUCUGAUCAAUCUAUUAUUUUUCGUUCUACAUGCUCGAAAGUUGAGUUUCAAGGCUAUCAGGCUGUUUAUGAGGACCAAGAAACAAUUUCAAUACGUAAAGAUGAAAAUGGGGACCAAGACACUAAUUUAAUACAUAAAGAUGAAAAUGGGGAUGAUAGCCGGACUAAAAUAUUCGAGGUUCUAAGUGAUUUGAAGUCGGGGGACACAUUGUUUUGCGGCAAAACAGAAAUUAAUCAACAUCAUACUCAGCAUCCACCACGCUACUCUGAGGGCAGUUUGGUCAAGAAGAUGGAGGAACUUGGUAUUGGAAGACCUUCUUCUUAUGCAUCCACAAUCAAAGUGUUAAUGGAUUGGAAAUAUGUGACUGCAAAAAGCAGGACACUAUAUCCUGAAUUUCGGGGACGCAUGGUGUCAGCAUUUCUUUCACAUUAUUUUUCUGAAGUGGCAGAUUAUUCUUUUACCGCUGAUAUGGAGACUGAACUUGAUAAUGUGUCUGCUGGGUUGACUGAAUGGAAAGGUCUGUUGAAAGAUUACUGGUCUAGAUUUAGCAAGUACUGUGAACAUGCUGGUAACAUGCACAUCCAUCACGUGGAGAAGAUGUUGGAAAAAACAUAUGGAAACUUUUUCUUUGCAUCUAUUCCACACCAUUCUAGGACAUGCUCUAGAUGUGAGGAAGGAACUUUAUCAUUCAAAGUCAGCAGGUUUGGUGCAGGGUAUUUUAUAGGCUGCGAUCAACACCCUAAGUGCAAGUACAUUGCAAAGACAUUGUAUGGUGAGCAGGAAGAUGAAAUUGCAUCAGAUGAUAAUAAAAAUAUAGAUGAACCGAUAUUGCUGGGCGUCCAUCCGUCUUCAAAUGAAAAGGUUUUUGUUAAGAAUGGUCCGUAUGGAUGCUAUGUUCAACUCGGAGAAGACAGGGCAGGACACACCCCCAAGCGAUCAUCACUGGCCCAAGUAAAGGAUAUCACAUCCGUAACCUUGGAACACGCCCUGGAUAUGCUGCGCUAUCCUGUUACUUUGGGGAAACAUCCAGAUGAUGGACGAGACAUUAUCAUGAGAGUUUCAGUAGAAGGAUAUAAAAUCAGACAUAAGCGCACCAUUGCUUCGUUACCCAAGAGCAUGAACCCCAAGGACGUAAACAUGGAAGUGGCCAUGAAACUGUUAUCAGGAAACAAUGUGAAGAUACUUGGAAGAAGAAAGGUCAUAGAAAAGGCUGAGGUCAUCAUGUAGAACACACACACACACACACACAAAAAGUAGGAUUUUAUUUUUGUAACCCGUUAAUAGUAGGGCUUGUCCCAUUAAUUAUUGUAGGACCUCAGGCGCUACUAACUCUUCUAAAACCAAUUGGUGUUAGAAGAGUUGGUAGCGCCUGAAGUCCUACAAGUGGUAUCAGAGCCAAGGUCACGAGUUCGAUUCCCAGCGGGAGCAAUUGCUGAGGGGGAGAUUGUUGGUCAUGUGUGCAGCAAUUGUCCCAUGGCGGAGGCUAUGUGGGCCAAGUCAUAGUCGAAUGUCGUGGGCGUUUGUGUGUUGAAUGCACUAUAAGGCUAGGGUAUGCGCCUCUUCUAACACCAAUUGGUUUUAGAAGAGUUGGUAGCGCCUGAGAUCCUACAAUUAUAAAACCCCCCUUAAGUAUUUUUGACUUGUUUAUAAACACAGAGACACCCACAUAAUAACAUUGAUUAAAUUCU
Molecule: messenger RNA, 3733 nt
Organism: Cuscuta campestris
Lineage: Eukaryota; Viridiplantae; Streptophyta; Magnoliopsida; Solanales; Convolvulaceae
Source: the annotation of a GenBank genome assembly